UUUUCGCGAAAACGCAAAAGACUUGCGUUUCGAUGCAUUGAUAGAUAGAACGAAAGGUUAUAUGUACAUGUCCAUGAGAGGACGAACACCCCGCAUUACAACUCGACCCAAGAAAGGAGACCUAGUCUACGGGAGGAGCUGGCGGACACCCCGGGCUCCCGUGUUCGCCCACUGUCGCGCUUCGGUCUUGAUGUCGCCGAGCAAGGAAGGCACUGAAGGCUGUGCUUUGUCAAAGAUCGCAGCAUUCCGGUGCUUCCAGAUCCACCACGCCGUGAGCAUGACUAUCGAUGAUGUACCUUUACGCAACUGGCGAGGGGCGGUACGCACCACCUGCGACCACCACUCCGCGAAGUCCCCCUCUGAAGAAGGAGGUCCAGAGGUGGAUCGGAUCCACGAGAGGACCUCGAACCAGACCGUCCUGGAGAAUGAGCACCCAGUGAGAAGGUGCGUCAUAGUCUCCUCGGAUUGGUCACACAGCGGGCAUCUGGGCGCAUGUGGUAAACCCCGACGCGCCAGCCUCUCACCCGUCCAGCAUCUAUCAAGACAGGCCAACCAUAUGAAGAACUUCACCCUAGGGGGCGCCCAGGAUCUCCAGUUCAGCUCCCAUGAUGGUGAGGUGAUCCCCCCUGGAAGAGGGCCUCAUAGCAAGAAUGGGAGGUGUACUGGCCAUCCGUCGUCCAAACCCAAGUCAUCGUGUCCUGCUCCUCCGAGAGCUGGACAUCCCUCAGCCUGCUCCAUAAUUGCACAUAUUGCCAUAGUGCCAGGGCACUGGGUGCUCCAGCUAUGUCGGGAUCCAGGUGCAGUCUACCAGACGCACCGUACGCACCUUCCUGCGCCGUUUAGGGACCAGCGCAUACACCUCCGGCGCCAUCUCCUUGAUGGAACUGCCGCCCAACCAUCGGUCCUCCCAGAAGAGAGCGGACUCUCCAUUGCCAACCCUCAUCGAGGUGGAGGCCACAAAGAUGUCCAACUCCGCCUUCGAGAACUGCAUGUCCAGCCCACGCCACGGACGCAGGGGGUCAGUGCGCAUCCUCCACAGCCAACGCACCCGUAG
Messenger RNA from Lolium perenne, 1054 nucleotides. The record is from RefSeq and is a predicted model, not a curated record. Lineage: Eukaryota; Viridiplantae; Streptophyta; Magnoliopsida; Poales; Poaceae.